GAAUUGGCAAUAAUUAUCAAAUAUAGUAAAAUAUCAAUACUGUGAUAUGAAUUAUGCAGAGCUACAAAACAAGUUCAAAAAUGAAGAAUUCAGGAAUUGCGAUCAUACUCAGUUAUACAAAGAACUGCUCAAUGAAUUAAUUGUUGUUGAUCAAUCCAAAGAAGAAGACCAAUUGAUUUUGUUGGAUAUUCUCAGAAUUUUGCGUAACAGCUGCAUUGAAUGCCAGCAAAAUCAGAAUAUUGUUAUGAAGAUGAAUAUGCCUGAAACUGUAUCAAAAAUGGUAUACAAUCUCAAUCAAAAUGAUAAAUAUAUUGAUAAACUUUAUACUUGUGCUUUUCAAUUUUUUGGAAAUUUUGUAGCUGGAAAUUUAGAGACACAAAAGUAUUUCUGGAAUAUUGUAUUUCCUGACUUUUUCAUCAAAUUUUUGUGUGAGAAUCAAGAAAGAGAAAAUUGUACUGAAAUUUGUAUUAUGAUUUUGUAUAACUGUCUUUUGAAGAACAAAAUUCAUCAGGAUGAUUUAUUUUCAAACCCAGAAGGAGAGAGGAUUGUUUUAGCCAUCUGUAAUAUGGUAUCUCAAACUGAAUUAUGCAGUUGGGUUUAUUUGUGUGUCACGAACAUUUUCUUCAAUCACCCAAUGUUUUUGCCUCUGUUAUUUUCAAAAUCAUCUGACAAAAUUCAACUCAUCGUUCUACAACUUUACUGUGAUUCAAGAGAGGAGGAAAACGAUGCAAAUACUACUGACUCUAACAGAUCUAAUAUCAUGGUGCUCUCUGAACAAUUUCUAAUAAUGUAUGAAGUUUUGUGUGAGGGACAUUCCUCAAGUAACAUUGAAUUUUCAGCUGUAUUACUUGAUACACUAUGUUGGGUUACAGCUAUAUCUGGAUCUUGGAAUGAUGAGAUUGAUGCUUCAAAGCUAAUACAUUCACUUAUUGACCUAUUAAAAGGUUUAAAUUUAGUUGGUAAAAAUGGCAAAUCUAAUAUUACUGAUAUGCCAGCUACCAAACGUAGCGGUUUAAUUCAAAUUAGCGAUCACGCUAUGCCUUUUAAACGGAGUUUAGUUAGAUUGUUGGGAAAUUUAUGUUAUCGAAACUCCAAACUUCAGGAUGAUAUUCGAGAAUUAGGUGGGAUUCCAUUGAUUCUUGAAUGCUGUAAUAUUGAUGAUAACAACCCUUUUAUGCAACAGUGGGCAUUAUUUGCGAUUCGUAACCUUUGUGAAAAUAAUGCUGCAAAUCAGACAGAAAUUAAAAAACUUGAAAAAUUAGGUAUGGCAGACAGUCCUGUCUUGAGAGAUAUGGGUAUUGCUGCUGUGCAAGAUAAGGAUGGAAACUUACGCUUGGAACAACAAAAGUGAAUUUUUUUUUCUGUAACACGCUGACGGAUAAUGAACGCCAUUUAAAUUUGAGCACAGGUGGAAAUUGAAAAAAAAAAAUAGUUUUUGAGGAUUUUCCAUAUGGGGAUUCUCCACUGACAAUAAACGGAUGAAAUAAAUUUUUUACUUAGUUUUCCUUUUUUUGGAUACGGUAUAUCUUUGCAUCAGCCCAAUUUGUUUGCCUUUCA
Styela clava is the source of this 1557-nucleotide messenger RNA. Its product is annotated as ataxin-10-like. Gene Ontology annotation, cellular component: cytosol. NCBI's taxonomy places the organism in Eukaryota, Metazoa, Chordata, Ascidiacea, Stolidobranchia, Styelidae. The record is from RefSeq and is a predicted model, not a curated record. Gene Ontology annotation, biological process: neuron projection development.